UGGAAGAGAUUAUGACAAUCAAUCCCCCCUCCCUUCUCAGUAUAAAUACUUGUGUCAGGCUCAGUGUGACGAGAAGAUCUAGUGGCAACCAGACCGUGCACUACACACCAGCCCAGAGCACUCUGCCCUCUGCUGCAUCCACAGAGGCAUGUACAGCCGCCAAGCAGACAGACCUCGCAGAGUUAAGUCUUUUGACUCCAUGAGCGUAAAUUGUGAGGAUGGCCAAAUAAAUAAUGAGCUCAACAAGUCAAAUUACAUGAGUAGUGAAGACAACAAAGAGAAUAAUGAGAACGCGGUGCAGGAGGGCCGAGUAACUGUGAUAUUUUCCAUAAAAAAUGAAGUCGGAGGACUUGUGAAGGCACUGAAACUUUUUCAGGAGAAGCAUGUUAAUCUCAUUCACAUUGAAUCUCGUACAUCAAAAAGAAAUUCUGAGUUUGAAAUAUUCCUGGACUGUGACAGUAACCGAGAGCAGCUGAAUGAGAUCUUCCAGCUGCUCAGGCCACAUGUCAAUCUGAUCACCAUGAACCCGCAGGAGGACUUCAGUGUUGAGGAGGAUGAUAUGGAAAGUGUUCCUUGGUUUCCCAUUAAAAUCUCCGAUCUGGAUAAAUCGGCAAACAGAGUGCUGAUGUACGGAUCCGACCUGGAUGCAGAUCACCCUGGUUUCAAGGACAACGUGUAUCGCAAGAGGAGGAAGUACUUUGCAGAUGUGGCAAUGAACUACAGAUAUGGGGAUCCAAUACCUCGUAUUGAAUUUACUGAAGAGGAGGUGAAGACUUGGGGCACGGUUUUUCGAGAGCUGAAUAAAUUAUACCAAACCCAUGCCUGCCGAGAGUAUCUGAAGAACCUUCCUCUACUAGUCAAACACUGUGGAUACCGGGAGGACAAUAUUCCCCAACUAGAAGAUGUUUCAAGAUUCCUUAAAGAGCACUCAGGCUUUACAAUCCGCCCUGUUGCUGGCUAUUUAUCGCCUAGAGAUUUCUUGGCUGGCUUGGCAUUUCGGGUCUUCCACUGCACCCAAUAUGUGAGACAUAGUUCUGACCCCCUGUAUACCCCAGAACCUGACACUUGCCAUGAGCUCCUUGGACAUGUUCCUCUUCUGGCUGAACCAAGUUUUGCACAGUUUUCCCAAGAAAUUGGCCUGGCAUCUUUAGGGGCAUCGGAUGAAGCUGUUCAGAAACUGGCUACCUGCUACUUUUUCACAGUGGAAUUCGGUUUGUGCAAGCAAGAGGGGAUGCUAAAGGUGUACGGAGCUGGAUUGCUCUCUUCCAUAAGUGAACUCAAACACUCGGUCUCAGGGAAUGCCAUUGUAAAGCCUUUUGACCCUAUGGUAACCUGCACUCAGGAGUGUAUCAUUACCUCCUUCCAGGAGGUAUACUUUUACUCUGAAAGUUUUGAGGAAGCCAAAGAAAAAAUGAGGGAGUUUGCAAAGACCAUUAAGAGACCAUUUGGACUGAAAUACAAUCCAUACACCCAAAGUGUGCAGAUCCUUAAAGACACCCAGAGCAUCACCAACUUGGUGAGCGAGUUGCGCCAUGAACUAGAUAUCGUCAGCGACGCUCUGAAUAAGAUGAACAAGCAGCUCGGUGUCUGACCGAACAAUCCUGGAAACCGAAGGUCAAGCCUGACAAUCAGAGAACUGUUUUGUUCUUUACACUUCUUUAAGGAAUAUUAUUUAUGUAUAUCCUAGCACUUGAAUGUAACACAAUUUUUCCAGAGAUUUAUUUUUGUAAAUGAAUAAGUGGUAGCAGAAUUGAUUAUCUAUAGGAGAUUGUAUGCGAAAUGUGCAAAUAUCGUAGAUUUUCACAGGCGAGACUGUCUCUUACAUAGCUGUUGGUCUGCUGCUGUGUGUAUAUAUAGAAGGACUUAAAAACUUUGGGAUUUUUUCAACUUGACAACAUGUAUCGUCUUAAAGACCAUUAAGAGACCAUUUGGACUGAAAUACAA
Molecule: messenger RNA, 1944 nt
Organism: Bufo gargarizans (Asiatic toad)
Lineage: Eukaryota; Metazoa; Chordata; Amphibia; Anura; Bufonidae
Gene: TPH1
Product: tryptophan hydroxylase 1
Exons: 11
Coding region: 149-1591 (480 amino acids)
Biological process (GO): serotonin biosynthetic process; aromatic amino acid metabolic process
Cellular component (GO): neuron projection
Molecular function (GO): tryptophan 5-monooxygenase activity; iron ion binding
Source: RefSeq, a predicted model, not a curated record